Syzygium oleosum is the source of this 1112-nucleotide messenger RNA. RefSeq names its product 40S ribosomal protein S4. Gene Ontology annotation, biological process: translation. Gene Ontology annotation, cellular component: ribosome; cytosolic small ribosomal subunit. Lineage: Eukaryota; Viridiplantae; Streptophyta; Magnoliopsida; Myrtales; Myrtaceae. The coding region runs from base 110 to 904 and encodes 264 amino acids. The transcript has 5 exons. Gene Ontology annotation, molecular function: RNA binding; structural constituent of ribosome. The record is from RefSeq and is a predicted model, not a curated record.
GUUUUAGCUCGCGGCGUCGUUCUCUCUCUCUCUCUCUCUCGUUCGAUAGCUUCACCCGCCGGCGACCUCUGCAGCUCCUCCGCCGUCGAGCUCAAGCUGAUCCUCCGCCAUGGCUCGAGGGUUGAAGAAACACUUGAAGAGGCUAAAUGCCCCAAAGCAUUGGAUGCUUGACAAGCUAGGAGGUGCCUUUGCACCAAAACCUUCGUCUGGACCCCACAAAUCAAGGGAAUGCUUGCCUUUGAUCCUUAUCCUGCGUAACAGGCUGAAAUAUGCCCUUACAUAUCGUGAGGUUAUAGCCAUCUUGAUGCAGCGCCAUGUUCUUGUUGAUAACAAAGUGAGGACAGAUAAGACAUAUCCUGCUGGUUUCAUGGAUGUUGUGUCUAUUCCGAAGACCAAUGAGAACUUCCGCCUCCUCUAUGACACAAAGGGCAGAUUCCGGCUUCACAGCAUUAGGGAUGAUGAGGCAAAGUUUAAGCUAUGCAAAGUGCGAUCUGUCCAGUUUGGGCAGAAGGGCAUCCCUUAUCUGAACACUUACGAUGGUCGUACAAUCCGCUAUCCAGACCCUCUGAUCAAGGCCAAUGACACCAUCAAGCUUGACCUUGAGGCCAACAAGAUCACUGACUUCAUCAAAUUCGAUGUUGGGAAUGUUGUCAUGGUGACAGGUGGAAGGAACAGAGGGCGAGUUGGUGUCAUCAAGAACAGGGAGAAGCAUAAGGGUACUUUUGAGACCAUCCACGUCCAAGAUUCUCAAGGACAUGAGUUUGCUACUCGGUUGGGCAAUGUCUUCAUUAUUGGUAAAGGAACAAAACCCUGGGUGUCUCUUCCCAAGGGCAAAGGUAUUAAGCUGUCUAUCAUUGAGGAGGCCAGGAAGAGGCUUGCAGCCCAAGCAUCUGCCACCGCUUAAAGAUGUUCAUGAUAAUUUGUUCAUCAUCAGUAUUAUUUUGGGGCUAUUCGAAGGAAGCAGUGGACGUUAUGGUAGAGAAGAAUGUUUUGCUUUCCUUCUAGACAUGUCUGGACUACUUUCAUUCUUGCACCUCUUAUAUUUUGAACUAUUAAAUUUAAUAGUACUCAAGACAAAUUAAUCAAUCCUCCCAAAUCUUAUUUCUUUGGAA